Seriola dumerili (greater amberjack) is the source of this 1576-nucleotide messenger RNA. Its product is annotated as RNA-binding protein Nova-1-like. Gene Ontology annotation, cellular component: cytoplasm; nucleus. Gene Ontology annotation, biological process: regulation of alternative mRNA splicing, via spliceosome; mRNA splicing, via spliceosome. Bases 16 to 1524 code for a protein of 502 amino acids. The transcript has 4 exons. Gene Ontology annotation, molecular function: mRNA binding. Lineage: Eukaryota; Metazoa; Chordata; Actinopteri; Carangiformes; Carangidae. The record is from RefSeq and is a predicted model, not a curated record.
CUGCAGCAGCCCCUUAUGGAGGCUGACAGCCCGGACUCCCGCAAACGACCGCUGGAAACUCCGACGGAGGAGGCCGGCUGUACCAAGCGUACCAACACGGGAGAGGAGGGUGAGUACUUCCUGAAGGUGCUGAUCCCCAGCUAUGCAGCCGGCUCUAUAAUUGGCAAGGGCGGCCAGACCAUCGUACAACUGCAGAAAGAGACGGGUGCCACCAUUAAGCUGUCCAAAUCCAAAGACUUCUACCCAGGAACAACAGAACGAGUCUGUCUGAUACAGGGUACAGUCGAAGCCCUCAAUGGUGUUCACAACUUCAUCGCGGAGAAAGUCCGCGAGAUGCCCCAGAGCGCCCAGAAACCCGAGCCAGUCAGCAUACUGCAGCCACAGACCACUGUCAACCCCGACCGUGUCAAACAGAGAUAUCCCUCUUUCUGUCGACCGUUUAUGCUAUUAAAUCUGUCUCUAGUUACCUUUUAUUGCUACUUCAAUCUUUCUAUUUCUCUACAGGCCAAAUUGAUCGUGCCCAAUAGCACAGCUGGGCUGAUCAUUGGCAAGGGCGGAGCCACAGUGAAGGCAGUGAUGGAGCAGUCAGGGGCUUGGGUACAGCUCUCCCAGAAGCCAGAGGGCAUCAACCUGCAGGAGCGAGUGGUAACCAUCAGUGGGGAGCCUGAGCAGAACCGCAAGGCUGUGGAAAUCAUAGUGCAGAAGAUCCAGGAGGACCCUCAGAGCAGCAGCUGUCUCAACAUCAGCUAUUCUAACGUCUCGGGCCCAGUGGCAAACUCCAACCCCACCGGCUCCCCCUACGCCAACACCGCUGAGGUGCUGCCCAACGCCGCCGCAGCAGCCGCCACUGCCUCCAGCCUUCUGGGUCAGGCCGGCUUGACAGGAAUGGGCGCCUUCCCCGCAGCCAUGUCCAGCUUCUCUGGCAAUGAUCUGCUGGCCAUCACCUCAGCCCUCAAUACACUGGCCAGCUAUGGCUACAACACUAACACCCUCGGGCUGGGCCUCAACCCUGCAGCUGCUUCUGGGGUCCUUGCUGCAGUAGCAGCUAGUGCUAACCCGGCUGCUGCUGCUGCAGCUAACCUGCUGGCCUCCUAUGCUAGCGAUGCCUCCAGCAGUGCUGGCCACCCUGCUACAGGCCUUGGUGGGUUCUCCCUGGGUUCUCUAGCAGCUGCCACAGGGGCUUCUAAUGGUUACCUAAAUGCUUCAUCCCCACUGAUGGCCUCCUCCCUAUUGGCAACAGAGAAGCUGGCAGAUGGGGCCAAGGACGUGGUUGAGAUAGCUGUUCCCGAGAAUCUGGUUGGCGCCAUUUUGGGGAAAGGAGGGAAAACGCUGGUUGAGUACCAGGAGCUAACAGGAGCCCGCAUCCAGAUCUCCAAAAAGGGAGAGUUCAUUCCUGGUACUCGGAACCGUAAAGUUACCAUAACAGGGUCGCCAGCCGCUACACAAGCAGCGCAGUAUCUGAUCAGCCAGCGGAUCACUUACGAGCAGGGUGUGCGAGCUACCAACCCACAAAAGGUGGGCUAAAAGGAAAAAGAAGAGGAAAGAAGGAAAGGAUGAAGACAGAGAUAGAAGGGAA